Prunus mume (Japanese apricot) is the source of this 1077-nucleotide messenger RNA. The record is from RefSeq and is a predicted model, not a curated record. NCBI's taxonomy places the organism in Eukaryota, Viridiplantae, Streptophyta, Magnoliopsida, Rosales, Rosaceae.
AUGGCGUCUCCUCCUCCUCCUCCUCCUCCUACAGAGCUACCACUGCUAGAAUCACUACCCCCCUCACCCUCAACAACAGCAACAAACCCCUGCAUUAACAACCCCUGCCAUGAUCUGUGUUUCAACAUCUACCAUUGGGACAACCCGGCCAAAGUAGAGGCCAACCACAUGUAUCUGAAGCAACUCCUCCCGGUUGCCUGGUCCCACAAUCCCUUAACCACCUUCAAGCUCAUCUGCAACCUCUUAGACAGGCGUUCAGGUUCAGUAACAGAUGCCGAAGCCUUCUACAAGGUGGCGUUUUGGCUCCACCACAACCACCCCAAGACUCUCGCCUCCAACCUCUUGCCUAUUGCCGCUUGGUUUGGAUAUGGUGGUGGUAUGAGAGACCUUGUGCGGAUUCUCCACCGGAUUCUUGCAGGCCAAGACGAGGUCGAUGAAGAGAUGAUGUUCGCCAUGGCUAACAAGGUGGCUGUACAGAGGUAUGAGACUGACCCCGAUUAUCGCUUGUUACACGACCUCGUUUCGAAUCUUUUCGCCCACUGCCUCAACUAUGAUUUUCAACUUCUGAAGAAGGGGAUGCAAAUGGAUGAUAAUAUUAAUGUGGAUGAUUAUGAUAAUGAUAAGUCCUCUUCUAAUAAGUGCUUCGAGAUCACUAAUGCGGCCGAUUGGCUCGACCAUCGAGCCACUUUCCUGUUGGAGAGCGUUACGAGGAAGGUUUUCCAGCAUCGAUACCCACAAAGAGAUGUUAAGGAGGAGGAUGAGGAUGAGCAUGUUGGUUAUGCCUACAGACUCCGAGAACGGCUAAUGAAGGAGAUCAUACGCUAUGUGAACGAUGAGGAUCUCGAGCAAGUGGCUGAGCUUCAGUGGAAUGCAAUGCUGGGGGACAUGAUCAAGAGCACAGGCACAGGCAACGUUAAGAAGAAAAAGAUGAAUUUGAACAACAGCUUGGCUAUUUGUGAUGUCUGCCCCUCAAGAAUGAGUGGAUUCCCUAUUGAUGUAUCGUUGGGCUUGGGACUGUUAGUGUCUGAACUGAGUGAAGAGCCGGCAUGGAAAGGAAAGGUGAUCAACUUCAGCUGA